AUGAUUCGCCUACUGGUACUCGCUAUCCUUUUUAUUUUCCUCAAGUCCUCAUUAUCCACCCAAGAGGACAAUUUUGUUCUGGUGAAGCUCGAUGGGAACGCUACCCUCCCAUUACCUGCUUCUGCUAAUUACCGGAGAAUCGUCCAGAACGCUAAUUAUGAAGAUGAAGAGCACUUGUAUCGAGUGUGUAAUGGAAAAAACAAGAAGACAUGUGGAUUUUGGGAGAAUGUGAAGACCAAGAAGAAAGUCGCAUCGGGCGCCACCACGUACAACAAGAAUAAGAAGGCGUUGAUUGUGAAGAAGGUCCGGGCCACCGAUUUCGGAGAAUAUAUGACCGGGAAUAAGAAGACUAAAGUGAACCUUCAUAAGUUGAUUGUGAAGGGGUGA
Messenger RNA from Caenorhabditis remanei, 387 nucleotides. RefSeq lists its product as uncharacterized. The transcript is spliced from 3 exons. The record is from RefSeq and is a predicted model, not a curated record. The coding region runs from base 1 to 387 and encodes 128 amino acids. NCBI's taxonomy places the organism in Eukaryota, Metazoa, Nematoda, Chromadorea, Rhabditida, Rhabditidae.